Cooperia oncophora is the source of this 828-nucleotide messenger RNA. The record is from the annotation of a GenBank genome assembly. Lineage: Eukaryota; Metazoa; Nematoda; Chromadorea; Rhabditida; Trichostrongylidae.
AUGGUGUAUAACUAUGUACACCAUGUACGCCGCACGAUGCACUCGGAACUCAACUACUGUCGCACGUCGGCCCGUGAUAUCUGGUCUGAAGUCAACACCAUGAAGACAAGUGGCAAUCGUACCUGGGCCGGGGGGGGGGGCGGUGUGAUAGGAGGUGGCAACACUGGAAACACCGGUGGCGGUAACUUUGGCGGAAACGACUGUACCGCUUGCUGCUCUGGUGGAGGUGCUGGUCCAGCUGGACAGCCAGGAAACCCUGGACGACCAGGAAACCCCGGAGCUCCUGGAGCCCCAGGAAACCCAGGAAGACAAACUACUCAACCAUGCCCCCUGGACCACCUGGACCACCAGGAGCCCCUGGACGCCGGAGAUCCUGGACGCGACGGAAACCCAGGAGGACCCGGAAACCCAGGAGGACCAGGAACACCCGGACCAAAGGGACCACCAGGACCCAGCGGAAACCCUGGAAGCCCAGGAUCCCCAGGACAGCCUGGACAGCCCGCCAAUUUUCCAUACCAGCCAGCCCCGGAGCCCCCGGGCCAGCCGGAGCACCCGGCCCUGCUGACCACCGACAACGACAAGCCAGGAACAUCCAGGAGCACCAGGUAUAGUUCAAACUCUUUGUCAAAUUCUGAAACCCUGGGCCACAAGGGGCCACCUGGAAGCAAUGGUCAGCCUGGUGCACCAGGAAACCCAGGAACACCCGGAGACAGUGGCACCCCGGGAACACCUGGAGAACGGGGUAUUUGUCCCAAGUACUGCGCACUCGAUGGUGGUGUCUUCUUCGAGGAUGGAAACUCGGUCGAUAAAAAAAUCAGAUGUCAUUAG